Toxorhynchites rutilus septentrionalis is the source of this 7761-nucleotide messenger RNA. It is a transcript of the gene pnut, whose product is annotated as septin-7. The transcript has 12 exons. Gene Ontology annotation, biological process: cytoskeleton-dependent cytokinesis; cilium assembly. Lineage: Eukaryota; Metazoa; Arthropoda; Insecta; Diptera; Culicidae. The coding region runs from base 338 to 2443 and encodes 701 amino acids. The record is from RefSeq and is a predicted model, not a curated record. Gene Ontology annotation, molecular function: GTP binding; molecular adaptor activity; GTPase activity. Gene Ontology annotation, cellular component: cell division site; septin complex; septin ring.
GGUCCUCAGUCGAGUCGUGAAUAACACUGAAUAACGGUGUCGUGUGCGUGUUUUCUCUUCGCGCAGAGCGUUCUUCUGUUCCAUAAUAUUCCCACAUAUAAGAAACACAUCCAAUACACAGCCUAGUGAAGAAGGGUGAAGAAGAGUCCGUAUCACCGCAUCCGCACAGUUGUAGAGUGCUCGUUUUAAGUUUUUCGCAAUUGUUUGGUGCGUUCUGACGUGUAAUCAUAAGGAACACAAGAAGAUUUCAACGUGCGAUAGUGUGAUAAAUAAAUAUAUAUACAUAGGAAAAGAGUGUGCUUAUAGAGUGACUAACUCACUAGAAGAUUAUGAAAAUAUGAGUGCAUCGACGCCAACACAACAGUCCGGUCCACCGGUCCCUCCGGUGAAGCCGAUUCUCUCGUCGCCCGGUGCUUACCUGGCUAACUUCCAGUCGAAUCCACUAAAUUCCUCGGGUGCUGGGCCGGGAACGCCCGGAUCAACGGGUGCUGUCAGUACGGCACCAAUUACCGCAGGGAUCCACAGUAGCAACAAAACGCACGAGAAGCCAACGAUAGCGGCCCGCCCGAUACCCCCUCCUACGCUGCCAAAAUAUUCAUCCUCGUUCAACAAGAUCGACCGUGAUCGGAACGAGUUCACCAAGAUCGACAAAGCGGAGCGGGAGAAGCUCCAAUCAAAACGGGAAAUGUUCUUCAAAUCUGAAAGCAACAGUCCGUCGGGGCCGCCUCCCAAUCCCCCGGUGUCGAGCAAUCUCAAUCUUACAAACAACAACGUAGUGAAUAACAGCGCAUCGCAUCUAAACAAUGCAAAUUCCACCAGCGAUAGGCAUCCAAUUAACUCGCAUACUAACAACAGCACCAUCGGAGUUUCGUCUAACGUCACUAACAUGAACAACAACAUCAACAAUAAUAACAAUCACAACAGCAACAGCGCCACGAGCAACGGUACGAGCGUGAACGGGCUGGCCAACAGUUUAACCAAUAUUUCAUUAAAAGAGAAACGUGACGCUAUCCUGAAUGCCAACAAUCAUCACGAAUCGCUGCUGCAGAACAACGGACAUCACGAUUCGAACAAGAUCCUGAAUGAACGGCACGAGAAGGAGAAGCCUAUGGUGAAAUCGAAACCGAAGGAGCUCGAUGGGUACGUCGGAUUCGCCAACCUGCCCAAUCAGGUCUACCGGAAGGCGGUGAAGAAGGGGUUCGAGUUUACACUGAUGGUUGUUGGUGAAUCGGGACUCGGUAAAUCUACUCUGAUCAAUUCAAUGUUCUUGUCGGAUGUGUAUCAUCCCGAGCAACAUCCGGGCCCUUCCAAGCGAGUUAAGAAAACAGUGGCAGUCGAGUGCACUAAAGUAUUACUCAAGGAAAACGGUGUCAAUCUAACGCUGACCGUAGUUGACACACCCGGAUUCGGCGAUGCCGUAGACAACAGUAACUGCUGGAUUCCGGUCGUGGAUUUCGUGGAGAGCAAGUACGAGGAAUAUCUGACGGCGGAAUCGCGCGUCCACCGAACGGCCAUUCCCGACACGCGUGUCCACGUUUGUCUGUACUUCAUCGCUCCGUCCGGGCACGGAUUGAAACCACUCGACAUCGAGUUCAUGCAGCGGCUGUGUGAUAAGGUCAACAUCAUUCCUGUUAUUGCCAAAGCUGACACGCUUACACCAGAGGAAAUAACGCAGUUCAAGAAACAGAUCCUCAACGAAAUCGCCCAGCACAAGAUCAAGAUCUACGAUUUCCCCGAACCGUUGGACGAGGAGGAGGACGCUAAAACGCUGCGACAGUUGAGGAGUCGUGUUCCGUACGCGGUAGUUGGUGCUAAUGCUAUCAUCGAAAUCGAUGGUCGCAAAGUACGCGGUCGUCGGUAUCCAUGGGGUGUGGCCGAAGUUGAAAACCUAGAUCACUGUGAUUUCAUUGCACUGCGAAAUAUGGUUAUCCGGACCCAUCUGCAGGACCUGAAGGACGUGACCAACAAUGUGCACUACGAGAACUAUCGCUGUCGAAAGCUUGCCGGUUUGGGCAACGAUGGAAAGGCCAAAUUGAGCAACAACUUAUGCAAUAUUGGAACGAUUAACGCAAACUCAUUCGGUACUAGUGGAUGGAAUCCAUUGGCACAGAUGGAGGAAGAGAAACGUGAGCACGAGUCCAAAAUGAAAAAAAUGGAAGCGGAGAUGGAGCAGGUGUUCGAAAUGAAAGUCAAAGAAAAGAAGCAAAAGCUGAAGGAUUCAGAGGCCGAACUCACAAGAAGGCACGAAGAGAGGAAAAAGGCCCUGGAGCUUCAAAUCCGCGAAUUGGAAGACCGCCGGAAGGCGUUCGAGCACGAGAAGGCAGAAUGGGAACAGCAGAACGGAGUCACACUGGAGGAACUCCGGCGCAAGAGCCUCGAAGCAAACAGUAAAGAAACCGUGGACGGUAAAGAUAAAGGUAAGAAGAAGAAGGGUCUCUUUUAAAGCUAGACAAAAAGAGAGAGAGGAAAGGUGUGUGUUAUGUCCACAAACAAAAAAUCGAAACGAAACAAACCAAAUCUGCUUCCUCCUCUACCUACUACUACUACUACUACCGCUCGCCCCUCAUGAAUGAGUUCCGCUACGCGCGUUCGGAAGCAAUAAAAAAGACGACCCGGACACUUCUUCCGAAGUACACACCCACAACACUCAACUACUAUCCGCUGUUAGUUCUACUAGUACCACAGUUAAUGCUAUUACUACCACCACCAUCACCACAACAAACUACUACUACUACUUCUAAUGUAUUCUACUACUGCAAGCACUCGCUUCGGUUUGUAUACAAGAAUAUAAGUAAGCGGAAACAAAAAAAAACAUCCCGUACGUCGAAUUGUGUUAGGUUCAAGAGGUUUCGAAAUACACAGCAACAAACACACACACAUACAGCAGUACUCUAUUACAACAAUACGUGACCGAAAAAAAAGCACCGAAAAAAAAGCAAAAAACCCGCAGAAGAAAAAUUAGUUAUGUAAUUCUAGUACAUAUUAUACGGCGUAUAUAGAUACGAAAAAGGCACACAUCACCAGGCGCGUUCUGUUUCAGUCUCCCCGUGGGGGUGUGUUGUGUAGGCUAAUAAAGAUGUGAAAAAUUAUGGUAUUUGUGAAAGCGAGGACAAGAUGACGACGACGACGACGACGUCGAUGAAGGAUGCAGAUAUAGAGAUAAGAAGACGCGGAAAUUGAUUUAAUUUUUUUGUGGGCGCGCACUAUUCAGCAACAAGGUAUAACACAUAAAAAAAAAACAUACAAACAAACAAGAAGGCAAACAACAACAACAAUGUUUAAUCGUUACACGGAUGAUAAUGCCAUAUAUAUAGAUAUUUAGAGUAUGUAUAUUUAUUAAAUUAUUUUACUUUUUAAAAAGGUUUAUUUUUAUAAAAGGAAAGUUUUUUGGAACUUUUUUAUACACAUACACACACCCUGAAAGCGCCCCCGAAUAGAGUCAGAGUCACACAAACACAAGAAUACAACAGUGCUCCAAGCAGGUGGAUGAGUAUGGGCGGGAGAAUAUAACAAAUGAUCGAAAAAGCUCAGUUGAGAGUCCAGUGAAGGAUGGGUACGAGAUUAUUACCACUUUCACAUUUGCUCAAAAUAUUGCCUUAACUUAUCUAUUAGACGAGAGCCUAGGUUACUCGUGCUGUAUCAAGAAGUCGCCUUCAUUCAACUCGGUUCUGGGCUGUUUGUCGCUAGAAUUCCAGGCUUCUCAACACUCGCAAGUCACUUUCGUUCUGAUCGAGCAUUCGCGCGCGCUGAUUUGUGCUCCACUGUUUCUGGUGCCGGAGGGGUUUGUUAAAAAGAAGCUUUUUAACCGGAUUGUCGCUCGGCAUCCAUGCGACGUGUCUGGCCCACCGCAGUCUUCUUACUUUUGCCAGACAUGCAAUGAGGGUUUCUCCAAGCAGAGCAUGUAACUAAUGGUUCAUGCGUCUACGCCUCUAUCCGUGUUCGGUUUGUACUCCACCGUAUAUAGUUCGCAACACUUUUCACUCAAAGUCUGCAAGCGCAUUGCUGCUUUUGUACAGCUUCAACUUCGUGCGGUGGCGCACCCGAUUCGAUAUCAGGGUCUAUCGAAGUGAAAAGGAACGUGAAACAAUUUCCACCUUGGAUGCGUCUACGAAUUUCCUUCCUAGUAUUGUUUUCGUCGAUUACUAGCGAUCGCAAAUACACGAACUCGUCUACUACUUCAAGCUCGUCGCCAUCCACGAUUACCCGUGGUGGGAGGCUGACGUUAUUUUCUAUUAUUCAACAGUCCGAUACGUCGGGAUUCUGCUUUUAAUCUGAUGUGAAUGUCCUCCACCGUUGUAAAAUUCUGUGCUAUGACAUCAAAUUGUGCCACCGGUUUCGAUGCCCGCUUUUCGAUGUUGAAUAGCAAGCAUGAUAGUCCAUUCAUGAUAGUCCAAGUCUCUGUGCGACUCGAAGCGGUUAUAGAGUACCCCCUAGACACGCACGUAGCACAUUACACGGUUCAGAGUAGCCUUGAUCAGUCGUGUUAGUUUAUCGGGGAAAAUGUCCCGAUUCUUCUGCAUUGUUUGCCAUAGCUAUUCUCGAUAUGGUAAUCUGAAGUCAAUGAGAAUGCGGUGGAUGGCCACGUUAUAUUCCCGACAUUUUUCUAGAAUCUGUUAGAUUGAAAAGAUUUGGUUCGUGGUUUGGCAUCGCCAUUGAGAUGCUCGUCGAGCCUCCGUUCGUGAUCAGAUUUCCUUCCACAUCCUUGCAUCCUUGCGGUUUGCGGCACAUAGUCUCUGCGGGAUUGGUUUACCUUCUGCGUUGAAUUCUUCCAGCUGCUCAUGAUCACGAUCCUCCUGUUGGCGUUUCUUUCGUCUCAGAAUCGUGAUCAUGUCGUUCCGUGCCCGUCUGUGUUUGGUCAAGUUCUACCUCGUCCGGGCCCUCGGGUAGUUCGUCCUAGUAAAAUUUAUCACCGCCACCACUGCCUCGCAUUUGGUGCCUCCACUCUUCGUCACGGAUUCCCUGAUGGCUGUGCGAAUUCUACACCAACCACCUUCAAAAGGUGUUGCGUCUUACUCCUCUGUCGUUAGAAGUUCCGCGUCGAGUUGUUGCUCGUAGUCUUCUGUAGCUUGGGGCUUCCGUAGCUGUUUGAUGUUGAGCUGCUGGGAUCGGCUCUGUCGCAACUGAUAAACAGUCGACAGUUUUGAGCGCAUGCAAUAGUGGUUCGCUAGCGGAUAGUGGUCCGAGUUGAUGUCUGCACCUCGGUAGGCGCGUACGUUGGUGAUGUCUGAGAAAAACCGUCCGUGAUCAAUUAGGUUCGUUGGUCGAGUGAUCUCCAUGUGGCUUUAUGGAUGUUUUUUUGCGGAGGAGGUAGAUACUACGGACUACCAGUCCUCGGAAAGCUGCAAAGCUUACGCAUCGUUGGCCGUUGUCGUUCGUCUCGGUGUGCAGACUGUCAUGUCCGAUAACCGAUUUGUACAUGUCUUCCCUUCCGAUCUGAGCGUUGAUAUGCAGACAUACUCCAACUGUGCGUGAAGGGCUCUCAUCUCGACACCGGGGGCCUGAUCACGAACGUCAUUUCACGAUGAAAAAAAAUCCACGUUCAUUCGUUUCAUUCUUCACACGAAGCAAAGUGAAAAUUCCAACCGUCAUUUUGAAAGCGAAUCGAAACAUUCAUUUUCAGCAGUUUAUAUACAAAUGAUAGUUUCGUUGUUGUAUUCGAAAGGCUCUCACUGAAACUGACGAAAACGACGCGUCAAAUAUCAAAAUAUCAAUUAUCAAUCAGUUGUCGAUCCAGGCGGUGUGAUGGUAAGCGUGACUGCUAGACCCUUCUAAACCUCUUUUAAUACAAUAUUUUGGGAAGAAAGUUCGCGACAAUCAAUUUUGGUUGAACGAAACUUUCAAUUGAAUCGCAUGCGGAAUGGAACACGUCAAUGAAAACACAAAUCCUGGAUUGACAGGAUGAAACCAACGCGCCCUACACAGAUAAAUUGCUUGAGUUUAUGUUUGGUGUGGGUCAUAUCUGCGGCAAUAGUUUCCUACUCAGCCUUCAAUACAACGAGAUAGUGUAACAGGAGCAGACUGCAAAUUAUGUUGUUUCUCCACUGCGAGAUAAACACAGGCAAACAAAGGGUAAACACAGCAUACAGAACGAAAUGUACAGCAGCUAAGAAUAGUUCUUUUACUAUAAUAGCGGUCAAAAGAUCUUUCAAAAAACGAAAAUCAAGUACCGAAUCGUAAGCGAACAAAAAUUCCAUCGUACGUUUAAGACGACGACUAGUUUGCGCCGGCAAGCGCAAUUUUAUCAUCGGAGAUUUCAACAGAUAGUUUGCAGAAAAAAUAACAACUUUGAAAUAGUCAAAACUUUUAACGAAAGCCGAUAGAGACCGAGCUAGCUAGCUAGCUUAAAAUAGCAGGCGAUCGUGCAACAACAGAAGCAAUUUUUUUCCGAAUCGUAGCAAGUAAAAUAGGGAUAAUGAUCGCUAGAGUAUCUCGUUUUUAACUCGAAGCAGAAAUUUGAGACGCUUCGUCGUGUGUGUGAAUUGCUGAACUUUUUCUCUCUGCGCACGCGAUUCACCGAACGCAUACCCCGGACCAGAGAGGGAACCUUUCGUCGAUUCACCACGAACAAAAUACAACGAAAAAUAGGGCUUUUCGGGGGGUGACAUAAAAUUAGCUUCGAUCUAGUUUUCCAUGACAACUUCGAUGUCAAACUCAUUUCGUGCAAGCUUACUGUGCUAAACAAUUCUGUCUCAGCGCGCAUUCAAAUCCAACCGAUCUUGGGAUACUUUUAAUCAUUGAUCCAAUUCUGUUUACAAUCUAGACAGCGUCAGAAAACUCUUUAUUAAACCCUGUACAAAUCAUAAUCUAUAAAAUGAACGAUAAAAUAUCUCAAAAAAAAAACCUAAAUACUAGUAACUUUAAUGUAUCUAAUUGUAAGAGGGGAAAAAUGACAGAUUAUAUAUAUAUAUUUAAUAUCGACAGCGUGGGUAAACGCGAAAAAUAAAACUCCGCUCCCUCAUAAAAUUGUAAAAGAAACACACAGACACACGGGCGCGCCACAAACAUAAAUACAAAUAUAUUUAAAGGGCAAACGAAAAUUGAACAAAACGGUUAUCUUGAGACUGAUACACUAUAUAUUGCUCAAAAAAAUCACAAUUGCUCCUUUUUAGCCGGCUUUUAUUUGCGACAAAACGAAAACUGAAGAACAACAAUCGCAACAAGUCCAAACACAGUGAUAAAGUGUGCGACCGAACUUAGGUUGGCGGCUAACGAAUUUUAAAUUAGAAAAGACACAGACACACCCGCACGCACACAUACACACAUGCACACACAGUAGCAGAUCGAAAUCAUUCCUACGCGCGAUGUUUUCGGCACUCGUGGUAUUAUUUUCAUAGUGUGUUGUUUACGAGGGGCCACACAGAGGUGAAAGUGCAAAGGUUCGCCCCUUAUUUUUCUAUUGAAAUGUAAGUUUUUUAAAGUGUUUUGCCGAAGAAAGCUUUCUUUUUCGCACAAACACGCCGAAUUAGAGGUGAAAAACAAAACAACAACAACAAAAAACAGAUGAAAAAGAUAUAACUAGUAAAAACAAAACAAACGAGUAUAGGUAUCAGUCUAUAGCUUGUAAGACAGAAAUUAACAGACAAAAAAAGAAGAAGAAGAAGUACACCCACAACACUCUAUUCAAUUUAUCUCGACUGUUGCGAUGACGACGACUCUGAACGGUCGAUUUAACUUCAACAUCAACAACAACAACAACAAAACAAAAAUCAUUCAAAAAAACAAAAAAAAAAGUUCAAAUAAAUUUGAAAUGCUUGAAUCUUC